Molecule: messenger RNA, 3501 nt
Organism: Mastomys coucha (southern multimammate mouse)
Lineage: Eukaryota; Metazoa; Chordata; Mammalia; Rodentia; Muridae
Gene: Atp6v0a2
Product: ATPase H+ transporting V0 subunit a2
Exons: 20
Coding region: 93-2663 (856 amino acids)
Biological process (GO): vacuolar acidification; proton transmembrane transport
Cellular component (GO): vacuolar proton-transporting V-type ATPase, V0 domain; plasma membrane; vacuolar proton-transporting V-type ATPase complex
Molecular function (GO): ATPase binding; proton-transporting ATPase activity, rotational mechanism
Source: RefSeq, a predicted model, not a curated record
GGUGGCUGUGGCGGCUGCUGAGCGGUGGCAGCGGAGGGGAGCCCCAUGGUGCGGGUGCGCGGGCCGUGGAGGCUGAGCGAGGCGGCGCCGCCAUGGGCUCUCUCUUCCGCAGUGAGAGCAUGUGCCUGGCGCAGCUCUUCCUGCAAUCGGGCACAGCCUACGAGUGUCUGAGCGCGCUGGGCGAGAAGGGCCUGGUGCAGUUCCGAGACCUCAACCAAAAUGUAAGUUCUUUUCAAAGAAAAUUUGUUGGUGAGGUAAAGAGAUGUGAAGAACUAGAACGAAUAUUGGUGUACCUGGUGCAGGAAAUCACCAGAGCUGAUAUUCCCCUGCCUGAGGGAGAGUCCAGUCCUCCUGCACCACCUCUUAAACAUAUUCUAGAAAUGCAGGAACAGCUGCAGAAGCUCGAGGUGGAGCUCAGAGAAGUCACCAAGAACAAGGAGAAGCUGAGGAAGAACCUGCUUGAAUUGGUGGAGUAUACCCACAUGCUGAGGGUCACAAAGACCUUCCUCAAACGGAAUGUGGAGUUUGAACCCACUUAUGAAGAGUUUCCCGCCUUAGAGAACGACUCUCUGUUGGACUACAGCUGCAUGCAGCGGCUGGGCGCCAAGCUGGGAUUCGUUUCUGGCCUGAUUCAGCAAGGCAAAGUCGAAGCAUUUGAAAGAAUGCUGUGGAGGGCCUGCAAAGGGUACACCAUUGUGACCUAUGCAGAGCUGGAUGAGUCCCUGGAAGACCCUGAGACGGGUGAAGUCAUAAAGUGGUACGUGUUCCUGAUUUCCUUUUGGGGAGAGCAGAUUGGCCACAAGGUUAAGAAGAUAUGUGACUGUUACCACUGCCACAUCUACCCGUAUCCAAACUCGGCUGAGGAGCGCAGGGAGAUCCAGGAGGGGCUCAAUACUCGGAUCCAAGACCUUUACACGGUGCUGCACAAAACGGAGGAUUAUCUGAGGCAAGUGCUGUGCAAAGCUGCCGAGUCCGUGUGCACCCGUGUAAUACAGGUGAGGAAGAUGAAAGCCAUCUACCACAUGCUCAACAUGUGCAGCUUUGACGUCACCAACAAGUGCCUCAUAGCCGAGGUCUGGUGCCCCGAGGUGGACCUGCCGGGCUUGCGCAGAGCACUGGAGGAAGGCUCGAGAGAGAGCGGAGCUACAAUCCCCUCGUUCAUGAACACAAUUCCUACGAAAGAAACACCGCCCACUCUGAUCCGCACCAACAAAUUCACUGAAGGUUUCCAGAACAUCGUGGAUGCCUAUGGUGUCGGGAGCUACAGAGAAGUGAACCCAGCUCUCUUUACCAUCAUCACCUUCCCGUUCCUGUUCGCUGUGAUGUUUGGUGACUUUGGGCACGGCUUUGUCAUGUUCCUGUUUGCCCUCUUCCUGGUGUUGAAUGAGAAUCACCCGAGACUAAGGCAGUCACAGGAGAUCCUGAGGAUGUUCUUCGAUGGCCGGUACAUCCUGCUGCUGAUGGGGUUGUUCUCUGUAUACACCGGCCUCAUCUACAACGACUGCUUCUCCAAGUCUGUGAACCUCUUUGGCUCUGGGUGGAACGUGUCUGCCAUGUACAGCUCCAGCCACUCUCCGGAGGAGCAAAGGAAGAUGGUGCUUUGGAAUGACAGCACCAUCAGGCACAGCAGGACUUUGCAGCUGGACCCAAAUAUCCCCGGAGUUUUCCGAGGCCCCUACCCUUUUGGCAUCGACCCUAUUUGGAACCUGGCCACAAAUCGCCUCACAUUCCUCAACUCCUUCAAGAUGAAAAUGUCUGUGAUUUUGGGAAUUUUUCACAUGACUUUUGGUGUCAUUCUGGGAAUAUUUAACCACUUGCACUUUAGGAAGAAGUUCAACAUCUACCUGGUGUCGGUCCCUGAGAUCCUGUUCAUGCUCUGCAUCUUUGGGUACCUGAUUUUCAUGAUCAUUUACAAGUGGCUGGCAUACUCGGCAGAAACCUCCAGAGAGGCCCCCAGCAUCCUGAUCGAGUUCAUUAACAUGUUCCUGUUCCCAGCCAGUGAGACACAUGGGCUCUACCCAGGGCAGGCACAUGUCCAGAGAGUGUUGGUGGCUUUCACAGUGCUGGCUGUCCCCGUGCUCUUCUUAGGAAAGCCGCUUUUUCUGCUGUGGCUGCACAACGGGCGCAGUUGCUUUGGCAUGAGCCGGAGUGGUUACACGCUUGUGAGGAAGGACAGCGAGGAAGAGGUGUCUCUGCUGGGCAGCCCGGACGUAGAAGAGGGGAACAACCGCCUUGAAGAAGGCUGCCGAGAAGUGACGUGUGAGGAGUUUAACUUUGGGGAGAUCCUGAUGACACAGGCCAUCCACUCCAUCGAGUACUGCCUUGGCUGCAUCUCCAACACUGCGUCCUACUUGAGGCUUUGGGCACUCAGCCUGGCACAUGCACAGCUCUCUGAUGUGCUGUGGGCCAUGCUGAUGCGUGUGGGCCUGCGUGUGGACACCACCUAUGGGGUCUUGCUGCUGCUACCUGUCAUGACUUGCUUUGCAGUUUUGACCAUUUUUAUCCUUCUGGUCAUGGAAGGGCUUUCUGCAUUUCUCCACGCCAUAAGGCUUCACUGGGUGGAAUUUCAGAACAAAUUCUACGUUGGUGCAGGCACCAAAUUCGUUCCUUUCUCCUUCAGUCUGCUCUCCUCCAAGUUCAGUAAUGAUGACAGCAUAGCAUGAUUGCACGCUGCAGCCUGCCCACUCUGAUGGGUGGAGAACUAUCAUGUUACAGAAUUCACUUACUCGAGUCAGAACUUACGACAGGAAAGUUCCACCCUCAUUGAUUGCCUUACGAUUCAGCCAAAUGGUUCUGUAAGAUACACCUCUCCCUCAUGGUGAAGAUUUUGUAAACCUCACCACUCCGGACACAGAAGUCUCGUUGGUUUUUAUUAUGAGCAAAUAUAAGUUAAUGCCGACCGACGCCUCUUUAAAGCUACUUUUGAAAGUGUAAGGUUGGAGGCGAGAAGCCAGCUGGACAGCUAGCUAAAAAUGGUCUUAGAUACUUGAUUCCUUUUCAACUUUAAAAAACAUGAAGCUAUUCCAUCACAAGAAGAUGUCAGGUAAUAUGUUCCAGCAGCUCAAGUUAAGCAUAGUUUUUCAGACAUUACUGCUGGGUUAUCAGCAGGUCCCCAUUCACCCUGCCUGCUCAAGAACGUGUAUGAGUUCUCCCUGAAUGCUCGCAGAGUUACUGGGAGGGGCAGUGUGACAGCCUGACCUGUUAAUGAUCGGGGACAAUGUGACAGAUGCCACAGCAAUGGCUCUCCUGCUCGCAUAUUUUUUAAAGAUGCUUGUCCUUCACCCUUGAGUCAGACCAGUCAUGGCAGUUGUACAUUCUGAAAGAUGACUGUCUUGAGCCUUAAAACCCAGGGAAGACAGGUGAAAAGCCGUGUGUAUUUUUAUAGCAAAGAGCAAAUGAAGAUAUUUUACCACAGAGACUGUGCUUCUACUUGACAAUAGUAUAAUUUUUUACUUUCGCACUAAUUCUGAAUAAAGGUCUGAUGGCCGCAGUUUAAUUUCC